UCCUGUUGGCGGCGCUGAGAAUCCAAUAUGGAGUAAAUCGGUGGAGUGGCGAGAUGGGGCUCGGACGGGGCGCCCUGCACCGCCUCCCAGGCGCACCUCCCCCGGCCGCCGAGCGCUACCCGGAACCCUGAUUGGCCCGGUCCCCGGGGGCGACCCCGGCCCGGCCCCAGCGCCGCCGGUCGCCCGCCCGCCGCCCCGAACGUGCUUGUUUUUCUGCUGCUCUCCCCCUUCGGCUCCCCUUCCCAAAUCUCGCCCCUGCACCCGCUCGGACCCCUGGGGCCGCGCCCGGCCGGCCCACAGCAUCCGCUGCCCGGUGCGCCCCUUCCCAGACCUCGCCCUGAUCUCGGAGCUCUCCAUUUCCCUGCCUGCCUCGGCGCCCCCUACAUCUCUAGCUCCCCCCCUCCACCACCAAAUCAGGAGAUGUCGGAGAUGUGAAGGGGGGCGAGUGCACAGGAAGAUGAAGGGAGCCAGGCUGCACGCCGCGGGACAGGCGUCUAGGUGAACAAGAAAAUGACCGAAGAAACACACCCGGACGAUGACAGCUAUAUCGUGCGUGUCAAGGCUGUGGUUAUGACCAGAGAUGACUCCAGCGGAGGAUGGCUCCCACAGGAAGGAGGCGGGAUCAGUCGUGUCGGGGUCUGUAAGGUCAUGCACCCUGAAGGCAACGGACGAAGCGGCUUUCUCAUCCAUGGCGAACGGCAGAAAGACAAACUGGUGGUAUUGGAAUGCUAUAUCAGAAAGGACUUGGUCUACACCAAAGCCAAUCCGACGUUUCAUCAUUGGAAGGUUGAUAACAGGAGGUUUGGACUUACUUUCCAAAGUCCUGCGGAUGCACGAGCCUUUGACAGGGGCGUGAGAAAAGCCAUUGAGGACCUUAUAGAAGGUUCAACAACCUCCUCUUCCACGAUCCAUAAUGAAGCUGAGCUUGGAGACGAUGACGUUUUCACAACAGCUACAGACAGUUCUUCUAAUUCCUCACAGAAGAGGGAACCGACCACAAGGACAAUCUCCUCCCCCACAUCUUGUGAGCACCGGAGGAUUUAUACCCUUGAGCCAUACCCCAUGGACCAUUACCACCCCGACCAGCGGUUGCCGAGGUCCUUCCCCCGGGUCACCUUCCCAGAAGAUGAUGAAGAAAUUGUACGCAUCAACCCCCGAGAGAAGAUCUGGAUGACCGGCUAUGAAGAUUACCGGCACGCUCCGGUUCGCGGCAAAUACUUGGACACCACAGAAGACGCGGACUCAUACGUGCGCUUCGCCAAGGGCGAAGUCCCCAAACACGAAUAUACCUAUCCCUAUGUUGAUUCUUCGGACUUUGGCUUCGGCGAGGACCCCAAAGGCGGUGUGAUCAAGACACAGCCGCCGCGCACCAAGUCCCGUCGGCGGAAGGAGAACGGCGAGCGAUCGCGCUGUGUGUACUGCAGGGAUAUGUUUAACCACGAAGAGAACCGACGGGGCCACUGCCAAGAUGCGCCCGACGCCGUGAGAACUUGUAUCCGCCGGGUAAGCUGUAUGUGGUGCGCGGACAGCAUGCUGUACCACUGUAUGUCCGACCCCGAGGGAGACUACACCGACCCUUGCUCGUGUGACACUAGCGACGAGAAGUUUUGCCUCCGGUGGAUGGCUCUAAUUGCAUUGUCCUUCCUGGCUCCGUGUAUGUGCUGUUACCUGCCCCUCCGGGCCUGCCACCAUUGUGGAGUGAUGUGCAGGUGCUGUGGCGGGAAGCACAAAGCCGCAGCGUGACUCGGGUUCCCCACCUGCUGCUUCUCCAGCCACAGCCACGGGCAACUUGUCUAUCUUGCGUGUUCCCCCAUCUUCUCCCCGGUUCCCUUCCAAAAGGCGAGUCCAAGAAGAGGAGGCCAGGCUCCUUGGUCCCUUGGUGACAUCAUUCCAAACCUGGGGUAGCCGCCGCCCCCUGUGUCAGCCACAUUCCCACCCCCACCCCACCCCGACCCCCGACCCCCGCAGUGUUCUGAGGAAAGGAACCUUCCGCAUAGGCUCGUGUAUUUAAUCAUGCUGUCUUUAUCUGAGUGUUGGUUUCCUGACCCCUCUCCUUCCCACUUGGAGGGGUUUACUGUUUUCUCCCUGCCCCCCAUUGGGCUUGCCUGUCGCUAAUUAGAAUAGGUCCCUCAGAGAUGUGCCCUAAUGAUGAAGCCAUCACCACAACAGCAUGUUGUUAUGCGAGGAGGUGAGCCCGGUAACGAGCAUGUACCACGAAACGAUAGUACUUUCACUCCUUAGCCAAAUCUCCCACAUCAGCGAUCGUUUUUUGUUUUGUUUUUUUGUUUUGUUUUGUUUGUUUUUUGUCUUUAACCUGCGGUCAUCUCUUCCCCCGCCCCACCCCCACCUUGAAUUCAUUCACUGAUGCAAAACAGUCACCUUUUAAAUGACUUUUUGAGCCUUAAAUCCAUAUUAACGUGUGAGAAUCAAGAGAAAAUUCCUCAAAUCACUUUGCAUCCUCUUGGACCGGGGCUUGCAAGGGGAUUUGGGUUUCCGUGAGCCUGCCCAGUUUGCCCGUAAAAUAGGACUUUUUAGAAUUGUGUUGCCACUUCUAAAAUCCUAGCAAUACUUGGAAUAACACGUCAGUGAGAUAAACUUUACUCACCAUUUUACAAACCAAAUCAAGUUAUUCAAACACCAGUGUUCUGUGAACAAGUUCCAGUUGAAAAACACUAAAGUUGGGAUUAAAACAGUAGUUGUUCUCUGCCCCUACACUGUUUUAUAUUACUCAGGGGGCAUUUUAAAUACCAUCGAUUCAGAGUUGUGGCUUGCAUUUUUUUAAGUGUAUAUUUUGGGGUUUUUUUUGGGGGGGGGCGUUGUUUUGUUUUUUAAUUUGAAGCUCAAUUCUUCAUUUAUACUUGAAAAAAAACAAGGCCAUAUGUAAAGGAAAAAAGAAAAACCUUUCAAUGCCUAAGUGUCUUUUCUUCUACCACUCCACACCCACAGUUGCCACUUGGGGUGCACAGAUAAAGGGUAGGUCACCAGCUGAUAAUGCCUGUUGCUGGACCAUGCAAAAGGCUUCUAAUUCACUGGAGGCGGGGAAAGAGCAUGUGUGUGUGUGUAUGUGUGUAUCUAUAUAUACACAGAUAUACACACACACACAUACAUACAUUAUAUAUAUAUAUAUAUACAUUAUAAGGAAUAGCCAAAUCUUACUGAAAAAAGAAAAGCGAAAGUGGUUACCAAUACCUAGCAUAGUACAAUCAGAACUCCUUAACACAGGAGGGACAGGUUUGUUGCCACUGGCUGUUCUUCCCAUAGUGAUUAACAGUGGAGGGCAGGCUCAGUCCCCUUUAGUCCCCUCCCCCCUUAUUGCACACAGUCUUUAAAGGAAAAGGCCUUUUUUCCAGUCUGUCAAUCAUACUGGGAAAGUGCUAGCCUUGUAUACCUUCCUGGCGGUGUUUUCUGCUCGCCUGACCGCCUGUCGUCUUUCUUUAGACAGACCAUCCAUCGGUGUAGAUAAUCAGCAUGCUUAUGCGUUAAUUGGGAGGUGUUUUUCUUUGUUGGGAUGGCUGGUUGGGGCUAUCUAUUGUAGAUGGAGGGGGUCUCUGUGCUAGGAGACUCUAGACGCCUCCAGCCAGCUACCAGUGCUUUGGAGAGACUGUCCCCAGCCUGAGGGACACUCCUUGGGCCUUUCGCCUCUCUACCAAGCACAACACUAAUCUGUUCCCUCAGCCCUCCGUCUGUCCGUCCGUCAGUCCGUUCAAGUGCCCCUAUUUAUUUCAGUGAGAAUGCGCGUCCUGACCGCCUCUCUCGCGGCGGUGCCUCUGUUUGUGCUUCCGUCCUCCCUGGCUGGUUCCCACCCUCUUAGGAGUUAUGCUGGUGCAUCUUAAUCCUCUGUGCAUCAUUGUCUUUUGGUUUGUGAAGGCAGCGGUUAAGGGCACAAAGACAGCUAUGGGGACAUUUAUGUAAAUAUGUUUAAUUGCCACACUGCAGCUGAACGGUGUGUAGUAUUUUCCCAGUCAGCUUUGCCAUACUGACGUCAAUCAUUUGAGAGAAAUUAUUCAGAUUUUAUUUUUAUAUCCAUGGUAACAAAACCUAACCAAAAGGUUUCCUGCUCAGAAGUUUCCCUGAUUCUCAUCCCAAGCUAUUCGCUCACAUUAACAAAUCAAAGUGCCUGAAGCCUCACUCAUUACCUGUAUACUAAAGCCCCUGUUGUAUUGAUUUUUUUUUUAUAAUAAGCCUUUUUACCUCUGUAAAAAUAUAUAUAUACAAGUGUAUGAUGUACAUUUUAGUUCUUAACUUUUUUUAUGGUUUCUAAUAUGUAUGACCAACGUAGCCAUUGCUUUGAAAUGUGCCAUGUAAAUAUAAACACAUCCUAUCAGA
Messenger RNA from Apodemus sylvaticus (European woodmouse), 4326 nucleotides. RefSeq names its product sprouty related EVH1 domain containing 2 (gene Spred2). The transcript is spliced from 6 exons. Gene Ontology annotation, cellular component: membrane. Gene Ontology annotation, biological process: multicellular organism development; negative regulation of MAPK cascade. The coding region runs from base 511 to 1743 and encodes 410 amino acids. NCBI's taxonomy places the organism in Eukaryota, Metazoa, Chordata, Mammalia, Rodentia, Muridae. The record is from RefSeq and is a predicted model, not a curated record. Gene Ontology annotation, molecular function: protein kinase binding.